Harmonia axyridis is the source of this 725-nucleotide messenger RNA. RefSeq lists its product as uncharacterized. The coding region runs from base 135 to 674 and encodes 179 amino acids. NCBI's taxonomy places the organism in Eukaryota, Metazoa, Arthropoda, Insecta, Coleoptera, Coccinellidae. The transcript has 4 exons. The record is from RefSeq and is a predicted model, not a curated record.
GACAUUCCAUCUGUCAUAAAAAUUAUCACAUACAUUCAUACCUUCAUCAUCAACCAAAAUUUUUCAAAAUUCCAGUACCAAAAAACCAAUAAAAUAAAAAAAAAAUCUCAUAAGUUGAACUCCCACGAAUUCCAAUGCCAAAAAAAUACCCAGGGGCAGUUAGAGGUCUCAAGAAAUACUCAGAGAGACUGAAAGGUUUCAUCCACGAAAGAUGCACGUGUUUUCCACCUUUAGACGAAGACAUGUUCGAAGUUCCGGAGCACCUUAUAAAAGAUCCGAUCAAAAGACGUCCUUCUAUAUUCAAAUUGAGCUUCGCUGAUGACUAUCCUUACACUAGAUUUCCCGAUGAUGACGAUAAAGACAAGGAUCCUGUUCCUUGCACUUGCAAUUAUUGUCCACUCUGCUACUGCAACCUGAAUCUGAAGCCUUUUCCUCAUUAUGUUUUGCAAAGGGAAGAAUUGCCCCAAUGGAUACAAAAAGUCCGUCCUUUAACAUUCAGGAAAGCAAAAGCAGAGUUAGAAGCCGACACCGUAUCCAUAAAAACUAUAACUUCAGAAAAGGAAAAGGAAAGAAAGAAAAAAAGGAUUACUACUGAAGAAACCGAAAACCCUGAGGAGGGAAAACAACCUGAUGAAUCCAAAGCCCAAGAAGAGACUGAACUGACACCAUCCUAGGAAAAAAUUAGGAACUUAUUAGCAUUGCAGAAUAUGUGGAUUAUCGAAAGA